Molecule: messenger RNA, 300 nt
Organism: Gloeophyllum trabeum ATCC 11539
Lineage: Eukaryota; Fungi; Basidiomycota; Agaricomycetes; Gloeophyllales; Gloeophyllaceae
Exons: 1
Coding region: 59-262 (67 amino acids)
Source: RefSeq, a predicted model, not a curated record
CCGCGUCGUGCGUCAACUUAUUGUAGAAUGUCUCGGGAACCCCUGGUGUUUUGAAGUAAUGGGUCUGAACCAACUGGCCAAACUGCCGGAGGCAUUCAGUAAGAGGUUUGUGUCCCUUGACCUCAACGAAAGUGCAAUGGUGAACCAGGAAGUCCGAUUUUCCACUUCCAUUUUCCGGAUCGAAAAUGCUGGGCAAGUCAGUGAUGUUCGUAUCGGCAUGACGCCCGACUGUGUGAAUCAAGACCCAGUAGACCGAUUCUAAAUCGUGCCACGCUUUAUGUUUCCCAUCCCCCUCCUUUU